AAGGUCGUGGAGGCCGUGGUGGUCGUGGAGGCGAAGCGGCAAGCAUGAAAGGUGGAGACUACGACAAGGACUCGAGUGAAGAUCGAUACCCGGGCCAAUUCUUCUUUGUCUCCACGCAAGCGGCAGCUGCAGCAGGAGGUGUGGAAGGCUUUGAGGAGCCAGCAACUGUGGGAAAGGUCACCCUUCACUCUCUGGACUUUUGGGAAGCCGAAGGUGGAUAUGCUCCGGGUGUUCGGGUGCAUGUGCAUGGCACUUGUGCCUAAGAAACUUCGGCACAACAAGCUUGAUGCCAAGGCAACAUGGGCCGUACACCUGGGCAUGGCUCAAAACAGCA
Molecule: messenger RNA, 334 nt
Organism: Closterium sp. NIES-67
Lineage: Eukaryota; Viridiplantae; Streptophyta; Zygnematophyceae; Desmidiales; Closteriaceae
Source: the annotation of a GenBank genome assembly